Molecule: messenger RNA, 456 nt
Organism: Fonsecaea nubica
Lineage: Eukaryota; Fungi; Ascomycota; Eurotiomycetes; Chaetothyriales; Herpotrichiellaceae
Exons: 2
Coding region: 1-456 (151 amino acids)
Source: RefSeq, a predicted model, not a curated record
AUGGGCUUCAAUCCUUGGGUCCCAAACCGAAGACAAGGAGCGGGCUACAUGGCCAUGAUCGCCGAGAACGGCAAUUUUGGGGAUAUGUUCUGGUCCUCGAAUGCCCGCAAUCGCAAUCACACUCUCGGUGACGAGCCAGGUGCAGAGCCAGAUACUUGGUCUGUGGAGAACCACGCCGGGAGCGACGUCGGCGACGUGGAUGGUCUGAAGCGAGAGAUUAAGCAGGAAGAAUGGGAGGAGAAGGUCGAGAAGCAGAUCGAGAAGGAAGAGGUCAAGAUCGAGGUCAAGAAGGAGGAGGAGGACGACGAGGACAAGCAGUGGGAGGUAGUGGUAAAACGAGAGGAAACGGACAUGGGCAUGGACGAGGACAAGGACAAGGACGAGGACGACAUGGCUGUAAAGAUCAAGAUCAAGACAGAGGCAGAGGAAGAGGAAGAGGAAGCGGAACAGGGAUAG